AUGGACAAACACAGGCUCUGGUCAAGGGACGCCGUCGCCGCUGCCAUCCUCGACGGCGACACCCUCAUCGUCUUCCGCGACCACCUCCUCAAAAUUCCCGACAAGUGGCUCAACGCCCACCCAGGCGGCAACCUCGCUUUGCUCCACUUUGUCGGCAGGGACGCCACCGACGAGGUUGAGGCAUACCAUCUCGACGAUACCCUCAAACUCGUUCCUCGAUACUCCGUCGGACGUGUCGUGAACUCCACAGAACACCCAUGGAAGCCUUUCCUGCCACCUAUCAUGGCGGGUUGGGUCAGAAAACGCGACGCCCAAGGAAACCCCUAUUGGUUUCGGGAAGCCCAUGAGCAUCGGCCCCGGAAUAAUGCUACAUCUUCCUCCCCUGCUUCCGAAGUCUUGCUCGUGCCCAACAACUCGUCACCAAGCCCAGAGAAGGGUCCUACACUUGCCACGAUAACACCACCGGCCUCUGACCUGUCGCCAGCGGUCCAGGCUAGGCACUCAAAAGCUUACAAGGAGCUGCACAAACGUAUAACCGAGGCUGGCCUCUAUUCAACACGGUAUAUCACAGGUUAUGGCCCAGAAAUUCUGCGCUACACUUUCUUUGCGUGCGCGUCCGUCUAUGCCUACUGGCACCAAUGGUUCAAGACCAGCGCCCUCUUUCUAGGCUUGCUCUGGCACCAGCUCGUUUUCUCAGCCCAUGAUCUAGGCCACAUGGGUGUUACUCAUAAUUGGGCUAUCGACCGAAUCAUUGCAAUUAUUAUUGCUGAUUUCAUUGGUGGGCUUAGUAUUGGGUGGUGGGUCAACAAUCACAAUGUUCAUCAUCUUGUUACCAAUCAUCCGACCCAUGAUCCCGAUAUCCAACAUAUCCCUUUCUUCGCCAUCUCUACCAACUUCUUCUCUUCGCUGUGGUCGUCAUACUACAAACGGACGAUGGUUUUCGACCGGUUCGCAAAGUUCUUGAUUUCUAUGCAACACAAGCUAUACUACAUCAUCAUGGCCUUCGCGCGGUUCAAUCUCUACGCCAACUCGUACAUCUUCCUAUACCAAAAGGCAUUCGAUACCCGACGCGCUAGAGGAGGUACCUGGGCGUUCCGUCUGGAAAUCGUUGGGUUGAUCUUCUUUUGGAACUGGUACCUCCGCGUCCUGUACAACACCGGCUCGUGGCAAAACGCUAUCGUCUAUCUCCUCAUCAGUAACAUCGUGCCCAGUCCUCUACACGUGCAGAUCGUUCUUUCCCACUUUAGCAUGUCGACUACCGAUCUGGGACCCACAGAAUCCUUUCCUCACCGCCAAUUACGAACCACUAGCGACGUCAUUUGCCCGGAAUCGCUUGCCUUCAUUCACGGCGGUCUCCAUCUUCAAGUCACCCACCACUUGUUCCCCCGCCUUCCCAGGCACAAUCUGCGCCAGGCAAGCCUCCUCGUGAAAGAAUACUGCGAAGAACAAGGCUUGGCUUAUAACGAGUUUGGUUUCAUCGAGGGCAACAAGGACGUUCUUGGAGUUCUUCGCAAUGUCGCUGAGCAGGUCAAGAUAGUUGGGAAGGUUGCGAAAGCAGAGGUCGUUGAGGCGGUCGAAAAGAGUAUUGACGGAAUGGUCAAGGAGAACUAG
Coprinopsis cinerea okayama7#130 is the source of this 1611-nucleotide messenger RNA. Its product is annotated as delta 8-sphingolipid desaturase. Gene Ontology annotation, cellular component: membrane. Gene Ontology annotation, molecular function: oxidoreductase activity, acting on paired donors, with oxidation of a pair of donors resulting in the reduction of molecular oxygen to two molecules of water. Gene Ontology annotation, biological process: lipid metabolic process. The record is from RefSeq and is a predicted model, not a curated record. NCBI's taxonomy places the organism in Eukaryota, Fungi, Basidiomycota, Agaricomycetes, Agaricales, Psathyrellaceae. Bases 1 to 1611 code for a protein of 536 amino acids. The transcript is spliced from 5 exons.